Molecule: messenger RNA, 1831 nt
Organism: Jatropha curcas
Lineage: Eukaryota; Viridiplantae; Streptophyta; Magnoliopsida; Malpighiales; Euphorbiaceae
Product: pentatricopeptide repeat-containing protein At2g15690, mitochondrial
Biological process (GO): RNA modification
Molecular function (GO): RNA binding; zinc ion binding; protein binding
Source: RefSeq, a predicted model, not a curated record
GAGUUGAGAGAUAUUUUCCUUCCUUCCGUAACAAAAACACCUUUUCACUACUUAGUUAACUUACCACACAGGCCAUUGAACAGAUUCGUUAAACGGUCCCCUUGCAGAGUUGGAGUUUCUACUCUUAACAGAGAGAGAGCUACAGCUCACAUCAAUGGCUUCUGUGGUAUUGCUUCAACACCCAGUGAACCGAACGAUGUUCUUCCCCAAUUACAAAUUUCUAUUCUCCAAUCAGAGCUCAUUCCCUCCUCAUCUCUCUUAUACCCUUCAAAUCUCUAAAUUCAGACCGGUUUGCUCCUACACGGCCCAUAACUCUUCCUCCAAAAUUUAUCGCCGCAAGAUACAAAAGAAUUCUCAAAAAGAACGGAAUGAUCAAAAUGACAAUAACCCAUCACGUAGAAACUCCACAGCGUUACUUCCUACUGUUGAUUUGAUAAAUUUGUGUCACGAGGGUAAGGUCGAGCAAGUAUUAGAAUAUUUGGGUCAGGGAGCUUCUGCUGAUUAUGUUGCUUUCGGUGCUAUAUUUGAUUCAUGUGGAAAUUUGAAGUCUCUUGAUCUGUGUAAAAGGGCGCAUGGGUUCUUGAAAUUGUCAACGUUUGCUAAUGAUAUUGAAAUGAACAAUAAAUUAAUUGAUGUGUAUGGAAAAUGUGGGAGUAUGAGAGAUGCACGCCGUGUGUUCGAUAAAAUGCGGGAGAGAAACAUGGGUUCUUGGCAUUUGUUGAUAAAUGGAUAUGCAGCGAAUGGACAGGGCGAUAGAGGGCUUUUGUUGUAUGAAGAUAUGAAGAAGUCAGGAUUACAGCCCAAUGAAGAGACUUUUUUCGCUGUAUUUGCGGCGUGUUCUAGUGUUGGAGCAGUGGAAGAAAGCUUAUUACACUUGCAAGAAAUGAGGACUGAGUAUGGCAUCAUUCCUGGGAUCGAACAUUAUCUUGGAGUAAUUGAUGUUCUUGGGAAUGCUGGUCAUUUGUGGGAAGCUCAGGAGUUCAUUGAGAGAAUGCCAUUGGAGCCUACGGCAGAGAUUUGGAGAGCUCUUCGGAAUUUUGCACAAAUUCAUGGAGAUAUUGAACUUGAAGAUCACGCGGAGGAGUUGUUAAUUGCGCUUGAUCCUUCUCAGGCCAAUGCUAACAAAACCACUCUUCCUCCGAGGAAGAUGCAUUCUGCUACUAAUAUGCUGGAGCAGAAGAAUAGGCUUGCUGAGUAUAGGUGUACACAACCCUACAGGGGAGAAGGGUACGAGAAGUUCAAAGGGUUAAAUGGUCAGUUGAGAGAAGCAGGAUACGUUCCAGACACGAGAUACGUGCUUCAUGACAUUGAUGAGGAGGCAAAAGAGCAGGCCUUGAUGUAUCACAGUGAGCGCUUGGCAAUUGCUUACGGUUUGAUCAGCACUCCGGCAAGGCAAACUCUUAGGAUCAUGAAGAAUCUCCGUAUCUGUGGUGAUUGUCACAAUGCAAUAAAAAUUAUGUCGAAGAUUGUUGGGAGGGAGCUCAUUGUCAGGGAUAACAAGCGAUUUCAUCAUUUUAAGGACGGAAAAUGCUCUUGUGGGGAUUACUGGUGAGCAUUUUGAAUCUGUAAGCACUAUAUGCAGCAAUAGUUUAUCAUCUUUGCAUUGAUGAAACAAGCUAUCCAAUCUAUUCUUCACAAGCUAAAAGGUGAGAGGUAUAUCACUAUACAUUAGGUUCUCCAUGCAAAAAGCAUUCCUGCAACGUAGGAAAGUGAAAAUUCUUUUACUGGUGUUAAAAUUUCUUUAUGUACAAUGUAUAUGAAACCUACCUAGAGGUAUAUACUCCAUAUUUAUGGGGUAAAAAAAUUAUAACAGAACAACAAAUGUUGCCAA